AUGGAAGAAGAGCGAGAAGAGGUAGGCAGGCGCUCGCUCCGGGCCCGAUUUACCGUCUCUGAGGAAGAGGAAGGCCAAAAACAGAGAGUUGCUAUCUGGAGGAAGAUUGAAUCGUCCUUCUAUAAAUCGGACGACGACGACGGAGCGUCUUCGCCCGCCCGGCCCGGCUCGUCGAUCCGCUCUCCCGCCCCGACGUCGACCGGCCACAGCCCCGACGACGACAACGCGGCGGCAAACAAAUUAGACUCUUUGCUCUUCAACAAAACGGACGAAAGGCUGAGGCUCGCCCGCGAGCGUCGAGAGGAACGCGACAAGCAGAACGCCGCCAAGGAGGCCACGUGGCAGGCGCGGGAGGAGCGAGCCCGUCGCCACUACGAGAAGCAUCUGGAGGAGCGCCGGAGGAAGCUGGAGGAACAGCGGCUCAAGGAAGAGCAGAGACGCUUGGCGGUUGAGGAGAAGCGACGGCAGAAGAUGGCCGACGACAAGGUUCGUCACGAGGCGGUGAUGCGGCGGACCAUGGAGCGGGGUCAGGUGACCCGAGCCAAGGCCAACCGCUGGUCCUGGGGCGGCCCCCCGCCCGCCGACGGCAGCCAUGCCGAUGCCGACAGAAGGUCCGUGUCCACGGUCAACUUAUCCAAACAGCACGACCCGGUGAUGACCAAGCGUCUGUCCUCGUCUUCCGCCACGCUCCUCCGCUCGCCUGACCGAGGUCCGCGCCGCCUUCCUUUGACGCCGUGGGAGAGCAACGUGGUCAACCGCCUCCAGCAGCCCACGCACUCGUACCUGGCACGCAGCCGCAGCGCCACGAGUCUCUCCGGAGAGCAACGGGACAUGCCUGUGUGUCCUCGCUCAGUGUCCUGCCACCCGGUGGGCUCGGCGGCGCCGGGCCGCCCGCUGUCUCACAGUCGCAGCCACGAGCGCAGCCUGGGCGGGGAGACGUCUGCGCCCGCCCGCCGGAGGACCGCCGGGAUCGCGCAGACCCCCCAAAAGAACCCCGAUGCUGUCAGAAAGUCGUGGAGCAACCUGUCGCUGCCUCUGGGUCCCGCUCUAACCUUGCCUCUGAAAAUCCGCUCCUCGUCGCCUAUCAAAAGGAACACUAAAUUGAUGGCCCCAUCUCCUGGAAGGCCUCCUCAGAAGAUACAGGGACGCCCCCCGACCCCCAAGAUGCUGAAAUCCCCCGGCGCGGAGGACCCCGGAAACCGGCGUCCCGCGGCGCUCCCCGCAGAGAUCCCGCGGCCGUCCGAAAGCGGCCCGGAAGCAGAAGAGGAUCGAACGACGGCGGGCGGGAACGCGGACUCGACGGCCGUUUCUGACCGCCGGCGGCUUUCGGACACGGCUCUCAAGCCUUCCGCCGGCACCGCCGAUCCGGAGGAGGCCGCUCGCAUCCUGGCAGAGAACCGGCGGCUGGUCCGCGAGCAGAGAGAGAAGGAGGAGAAAGAGCGCCGGCGGCAAGAGGAGCGAGCCAGGUUAGCUGAGGAGGAGAUGGCUCGUCGCGAGGCCGAGGAAGAGGACAGAAGAAUGCAGGAGGAGAGAAGAACAGAGGAGGAGCGACUCAGGCGGGAGCGAGAGGAGGUCGAGAAAGCCCACAAACAGCGAGAGGAGGAAGAGAGUCGGCAGAAAGAGGAGACUGAGAGGCUGAGGCGGGAGCGGGAGAAACACUUCCAGAAAGAGGAGGCCGAGCGCCUGGAGAGGAAGAAGCGUCUGGAGGAGAUCAUGAAGAGGACCAGACGCUCUGACACCGCCGACAAGAAAGUAAUCCCCGGCGAGACCAGCGACAUGGCCGAAGGGACCAGCGGCCCGCAUAGCAACGGUUGCCCGGCGCCCCCCGACACUUCCGCCGGCGACCCUCCCACGCAUAGGGAGAACGGCCGGUUGGAAGAAGGGCACGAACCGCCUUCGCGUUCCACGUCGGAAGAAAACGGCCUCCCCGAAUCUCGGAGCGCCGGAGCGGACGAUCUCGCGGCGGGGCGGGGAACAGGUGUUUCCAUUCCGCUCUUUUCUCUCGGUUUCUCGGCCCCGCUCAAUUCCGUCCUUUUUAUUUUUAGAUGUCGCCUGAGACGGGACGCCUAA
Messenger RNA from Nerophis lumbriciformis (worm pipefish), 2070 nucleotides. The record is from RefSeq and is a predicted model, not a curated record. NCBI's taxonomy places the organism in Eukaryota, Metazoa, Chordata, Actinopteri, Syngnathiformes, Syngnathidae.